AUGAUCAGACUAAGCUUACUUAGACAGGGACUGAUACCUGCUAGAUACUUAACUCGUGUUAGAGGUAUAUCCACUAGUUCUAUAGCAACAGCCACGAGUUUACCACCAGGAUCAGUCAACAAGCCCAACCGAGAUUCCAAUCAAGGAUUCAAAGACAAUAAGUUUAAUAACAAGAAAUACAACAAGAAUCACAGAUACAAACAUAAUCUGAACGAUACUGGCGCAUUCAACGCCAACCCUCAUAGACAACGUGAUGGAAAACAUGCCAAACCAAUACCAACCUCAGAAGAACUCCAUCAAAUCAAUAAAUCCAAAAUUCAAACCAAAUUACAGUACUUCCUUGAAACCGGUGAAAUUGUAAGGCGUUCACAACGGGUUUUGAAUCGCAUGGCCAAGAUCAACACCAAGUACCGUAAUACCAAAUCUGAUGGAUACGAUCUUAAGAAGGGAUUACGUACCCUUAAGGAAAGAUACGAUACCGCCGAGUUUAUAGAUAAGGAAGGCAACCCAUUCCCUAUUUCCAGCCUCAACGAAUACGAUUUGAAGUACAACAGUAGCAAGGCACGAACCAUUUUUGACAACUUGGUCAACAUCAAGAAAAUCACAAAGUCUCGCAUUGACCAGAAUUUGAUGCUUUGUUUGUUGGGCACCAAUUCAGAACAACUCAAAGACGAGUUCUUCAUCACCAAGAACAUGUUGGAGUUAUUGACUGUCGAUAAUGAUAUGGAACGUGCCUUGUACUUGGUACAGAUUGCCGAUAAGUCGUGUGCUGCCGUGGGUAUGAAUGUAUUAACAAAGUGGGUUCUUGAUAAAGGUAAAGUGGAACAAGGGUUAAGGAUGUUCAGCAAGAGAAGUAAAUUUGGUGUUCCCACAAAUAAGCAUACCCUAGUUAUAUUAUUCGAUGGGAUUGCCAAGGCUUCUGAAUGGGGACAGGUAAACAAUAAGUUGGCUGAUCGUGUGAUUGAGAUAUUCAAGAGCAGUAGAGAAAAAUCCGGGGGAACCAUUGAAGAAUUCAAUGCAUGUUUGAGCGUCUUGAUCAAGAACUUUGAUGAUCAGCAACUGAAAGCCUGGACCUUUUUCACUAAUUUAUUGCCCGAUGAGGAGAACAAUUUGCGCGAGAUCCUUCCUAACGACAUCACAUUCACGAUUAUGAUUAACGGAUUGAAACGUUUCAUGAACCAUAACAAGGAGCUAAUCAGAGCGGUUCCUGAGAUGAAUCGUUAUGAAAGAGCAUUGAAACUCAUGGAAAACGAAGCAAACGCAGUCCAGAUGGUUGAUGCGGCAUUCGAAAAGAUCAAGACAUUGGCUAUCCAGAACCCAGGGAGAAUAAAUUUGGGUAUCCAAUUAAUCGUAUCUUAUUUAUCAUGUUAUAUUGAUAAAUUUGGAUCACCAUACAGAUACAAUGAAAAAGCACUUUAUAUGGCCUCGCAAUAUUCUACUUCUGUGAAUGAAAUAUUUGAAUAUGUUCAACGUGCAGCUGAAAUUGAAGAUGUUACUAGAGUAACCAAAUCCUUCAUGAAAAAGAGAGACUCAGAUAUAGAAAAACUCCUCAAACAGGCCCCUCAAGACAUCAAGUUCUCACAUUAUGAAUCCCCUCUCGAUUUCCUUCCUAAAGCAGUGGUGCCGGAUUUGAAACCCGAGAAUGUUAACCCGAUAGUGAAUAUGCCAAUUAAAGUGCCAACUAAGAAAGGUAAAUUUGAAACCAUAUACAGAGACCGACCAUUGGUAGACUUUGCGAGAGAAAAAGAUAGUAACAAGACGGGAACCAUCAAACUUCCCAUCAAUAAAUUCCUUUUGAAUUUGGUGUUUGAUGGAUUGAUGAACAUAGGCAGAUUCAACGAGUUUAUGUUUGCCCUUUGGUAUUCCUUAAUCAAAUGGAAUGGGGUUAAAUUGGACUUGGAUGAAAUUGCAAACAAACACGACGCUUUGAAGGGAGUUAUUCCAUCUGAUAAAUUACCAAGAUAUUCCGAGAAAGAGUUGGUGACAGAGGCCAAUUCUAGUCCAGUGGUACAGGAUGUAUAUGAUGAUAUCACUCUAAAGAACAUUUUACUACGUAUUUCAACAAACAGAGGUAAAGGCGAAACCUACACUCACUUAAUAGUUGAAUUAUUUAAUGUCUUGUCAUCAUCGAAGCACAAUCCUAAUGGAAUUGUUCCCAGUUAUGAUCACGUCAAGUUGAUCUUCUUUAUCUUUAGAGAAGACUUGAAAUACUACAAGGCUGCCAAUAUCAACGAAGACAAAACAAGAGGGUUUCAUUUUGAACAGUUACGAGAAUUCAAUACCAACUUGUACAACUUUACCCAGGGGUACAUGUUGCUCAAUCAGAGGAAACAAAGAGCUACACAUCCAACAAUCGUUGAUGAAUUGAAUGAGAUUUAUGCCACAAUCUACUCCAACAACUGGAAUACCCUUACGCCCGAGCAGGAACUCCUCAUUCACAAAUUAAUCAUUAAAUCGGGCAUAUUGUUCUUGCCCAAGCAUAGUAUCAAGAUUUCUGAAUCUGUGGGAAGAACAAUGAAUCUCUUGAAAGAAAAGACUGAUAUUAGCACUCAAGAUAAGAAGUUGUUAGGUAAGAUCAAAGAUUUGGUUAAAGUGAGAAAGGAUAAGAAUGGUGAGAAUGUGCAGGAGCUUGAAAAACUUACAAGGGCUGUAUAUUAUGCCGUAGUUAUCGAUCCAGUGGGAACUGUAUCAACUGUGGAAGCUAUGGCAGAUGAAAAUGCCGAAAUUAUUGAAUUAAAUUCGCAGCAGCAACCAACAAAUGAUGCAACCGAAAUCAGUUCAUCUGAGAAUGUUGUCGCUAAGCCGGACAAUACUGAAGCAGAAGUGCUUAGUCAUUCAAACGAAAAAUCACACGAUUCGCUAACCACAGAUGCCACAGAUGUUCCAAAGGUAGUAGUAUAAAAUUAGUCAUAAUGCACCGGGACAAACCUUGUAAAUAGAAAUGCACACACAAAUUGUAAGC
This is a messenger RNA of Spathaspora passalidarum NRRL Y-27907, 2962 nucleotides long. RefSeq lists its product as uncharacterized. Bases 1 to 2901 code for a protein of 966 amino acids. Gene Ontology annotation, molecular function: protein binding. NCBI's taxonomy places the organism in Eukaryota, Fungi, Ascomycota, Pichiomycetes, Serinales, Debaryomycetaceae. The record is from RefSeq and is a predicted model, not a curated record. The transcript has a single exon.